Molecule: messenger RNA, 6109 nt
Organism: Micropterus dolomieu (smallmouth bass)
Lineage: Eukaryota; Metazoa; Chordata; Actinopteri; Centrarchiformes; Centrarchidae
Gene: adam17b
Product: ADAM metallopeptidase domain 17b
Exons: 18
Coding region: 237-2762 (841 amino acids)
Biological process (GO): Notch signaling pathway; membrane protein ectodomain proteolysis
Cellular component (GO): plasma membrane
Molecular function (GO): metalloendopeptidase activity
Source: RefSeq, a predicted model, not a curated record
CCAGCUUGACUCUGCUGCUCUCUGUCUUCCUGGUUUUUUCGGGCUUGACGCGUUUCUUUCUGACAGUUUUUAAACAAAAAAACUUCAUCUGGACGAGAUUCACUCAACUUUUCUCCAGAAAAGAGUUUUUAAACUCCGGUUUUUCAUCCAAACUGUAGCGAGAGUGUAAAAUCUGAUGCGCGGACACUUUAAACGGACGAUCUUUUUCCAUCCUGCAGAUUAAACAUCCAUCAAACAUGAGACAAGAAGUCACUUUUAUCACUGUUGUUAUGGUUUUAACGGAAGCAGCCGUGUCUCCGCCCGCAGACACAGAAGAGCAACAUUACACGUCUCUCAGGUCGAUGCUGGACGACUUCGACGUGUUGCCUCUCUCCAGCCUGCAGGCUCACUCCGUCCGCCGCCGCGACGUCCAAACUGAAACUCACGUGGAGAAGCUGCUCAGCUUCGACGCCCUGCAGAGGCACUUCAGACUGUACCUGAGGACCAACGACCAGCUGUUCACGGAGGACUUCAGGGCCGUCGUCGUGGACGAGGACGGCCGAGAGCGAAGCUACCCGGUGGACAGACACAACUACUUCACCGGACACGUUGUCGGGGAGGAAAACUCUCGGGUCCAGGCUCACAUAGACGACAACGAGUUCUCGGCUCACAUCCUGACCGACGAGGCCGAGUACAACAUCGAGCCUCUGUGGAGGUUCACGUCGGCGCCCCCUGAUGGUCGUCUGCUGGUCUACCGCUCAGAGGACAUCAGGAACCUCAGCCGACUGCACCAGCCUUCAGUCUGCGGCUACGUGACCUCUGACCCCGGCCACCUCCUCCCCGACGGCGUGAAGACGGCCAUGUUGGGGGAGCAAGAGGAAGAAGAGUCCGUGGCCAGAGGGAAGCGUCAGCUCCACGAUCACCUGAAGAACACCUGUCCUCUGCUGCUGGUGGCCGACCAUCGCUUCUUCAAACACAUGGGCCGCGAGGAGGAGAGCACCACCCUCAACUACCUGAUCGAACUGAUCGAUCGAGUGGACGACAUCUACAGAAACACGUCGUGGGACGAUGAGUUCUCGGGUUACGGGGUUCAGAUCCAGCAGAUCAUCAUAGAAAAGAGUCCGACCCCGGUGGCUUCAGGAAGAAGCCACUUCAACAUGGAAGGAAGUCCGGUGGAGGGUCGAGACGUCUGGGACGUCAAGAAGCUGCUGGAGCAGUUCAGCGUCGACAUCGCAGAUAAAGCCUCCAACGUCUGCCUGGCGCACCUCUUCACUUACCAGGACUUCGACGAGGGCACUCUGGGUCUGGCCUACGUCGCCCCGUCCAAGCCGGACAUCCCCGGGGGGCUCUGCUCCAAAGCCUGUCCGUCGUCUACCAACGAGCCGAGAGCGAUCUACCUCAACACGGGUCUGACCAGCACCAAGAACUACGGGAAGACCAUCCUGACUAAGGAAGCUGACCUGGUGACGACUCACGAGCUCGGGCACAACUUCGGAGCAGAACACGACCCCGACAACAUCCCGUACUGCGCCCCCCAAGAGGACCAGGGAGGCAAAUACGUCAUGUACCCCAUCGCCGUGAGCGGAGACCACGUCAACAACAAGAUGUUCUCCAACUGCAGCAAACGCUCCAUCGUGAAGCGCCUGAGGUCCAAGGCGCCGUCCUGCUUCAAGGAGAGGAACAUCAACGUGUGCGGAAACUCCCGGGUGGAGCAGGGCGAGGAGUGCGACCCGGGGCUGCUGCACAUCAACUCGGAUCUCUGCUGCACCACCGACUGCAGGCUGAAAGCAGAAGCUCAGUGCAGUGACAGGAACAGUGCGUGCUGUAAAAACUGCAGGUUCGAGUCUGAACACAAGGUCUGCCAGGAGCCCAUCGACGCCACCUGUAAAGGACACUCGUACUGCACAGGAAACAGCAGCGAGUGUCCUCCUCCAGAGAACGCGCCGGAUAAAACGGUGUGUCUGGACAGCGGCGAGUGUCUGAACGGAGAGUGUAUUCCCUUCUGUCAGGCCGUCCUGAAGCUGCAGCCCUGCGCCUGCAACGAAACCAACGCGUCUUGUAAGGUCUGCUGCCGGAGCAGCGGCGGCGUCUGCGCCCCCUACCAGAACCAAACGGGCAACUUCCUGUUCCUGCGUAAAGGCAAACCCUGCACCGUGGGCUUCUGCGACGGCGCGGGGAAGUGCAUGAAGCAGGUCCAGGACGUGGUGGAGCGUCUGUGGGACUUCAUCGACAAACUGGACAUCAACACGUUCGGGAAGUUCCUGGCUGACAACAUCGUGGGCUCGGUGGUGGCCUUCUCGCUCCUGUUCUGGAUCCCCUUCAGCAUCCUGGUCCACUGUGUGGACAAAAGGCUCGAUCAGCGAUACGAACAGACCACCAAGUCCUUGUUCUUCCCCAGCAAUGCCGAGUUCCUGAGCAGCCUGGAGUCUGCGUCUGUUCGGAUCUUCAAACCUCCAACUUUCCCCGCCCCCGCCGUCACCUCGGCCGGGCCGCCUUUCCAGCCGCCUGGUCCCCAACAGACCAGUUCCCCUCCGGUCUCAGACCCCGGCCCCGUCCACCCCCCUCUGGACAGCCCCCGCAUGGCCACCAUCCAGGAGGACUCCAGCUUCGAAUCUCACCUGGACCAGGAGGCCCUGGAGGAGGCGUUCGGCCGGCCGGCGGGGUCGACUCAGCGCUCCUUCGAGGACCUGACGGAGAACAGCGUGACGAGUCGCAGGGGGAAGGCGACGCUGGUCAGACUGCAGAGACAACAUCAGAUCGACACCAAGGAGACGCAGUGCUGAGGGGACCCACCUGGCUGCACCUGCAGAGACCAGGUACCAGGUGGAGUCUCCAGAGAGGAGGCUUUGUUUUUAACCAGCUCUGAACUGGACUCGUGUUGAUCCACCUGAUGAAGCGUCACGGUGAGACCAGGUUCAGGUAUGUGAAAGAGUCUGAUCCUCUGCUGUGUCUCAAUUUGCACACUUCCAUACUCACACUAUUACUAGUACGCUGAGACGUACGGCCGCAUGCAGUGCACUGCGAGUACCUGGAUGGUGAACUCAUGACGGCCAAAAAGUUGAGUGCGGACCGGUGGACACUUCUCACCGACCGCCAUUUUAGCUACGUAGCGCAAGGGGCGGGACCAACAACACGGGAGAAGCGGGAAGCAGCAGAGGGAGAGGCCAACAACAGAACGGCUUUUACGUUCACUAUUUCAUCACUAAAUCCACUUCUGACAAGUUUUGAGGCGAGAAAUCAAACGUUUAGAUGUCGAAUAUUGGCAGUUUGACGAAAAGUGAUGGCGGGUUAAAAAUGUGCUUGAAUGUUUUUGGAAUUUGAUGAGCAGGGGAAGCCUGCUGUGACCCGCGGGAGGAGCGUGAGGCCGGCCGCCCGCUCACAGAGCCCUCAGCUCCUGCCGUCACACAGACCGCCGCAGCAACAACGGCAGAGGAAAACACAGCUGGAAGACAGUUUAAAUGUUCGUGCCUCUGUUAUUCUGUCAUUACAUUUACGUUUAAAUUAAAUGAAGAGACAUCUGGCUCUUGAUGUACAGAAAAGUCUUGGCUUGUGAAACUUAAAAAAUAAAUAAACACCAAUAUACCAAAGCAAAUUACUUGUAAGUUUGGACUUGGCAAUAAUCCCGAUUCUGAGCGUUUACUUUGGCCUGGCUGUUAUUUUGGAGCUCUGCAGGCCUCUGUGCUGGAGGGAUUGUGCAAUCUUGCGAUAGUUAUUUCCGGUUAGUGCAAAACAGCAGUGUUUGAUUUGAGACAACUAAGUAAGUAAGUACAUAGUGUCCGCAGUGUACUGCAUGUUAGUAUACUAGAGGAAGUACCCGAAUUGAGACACAGCACUGUUCUCAGAUCUCACCCUGUCCCUCCUCAGCUGCAGGAUCCGUCCUCGCUGUUCUUCUGCAGUUUCUGUUCUUGAAGCUUGAAGUUCAGAUCCUGGUCUCAGACCCCCGUGUGAGACUCUGGUUCUGGUCUCGCUGAUCAGAUGUUUCCUGCUGUUGCUCACUUGUUCUCACUUUCAGUCAAACAUUCAUCAGGUAACUGAAGAAAGUGAGAACAAGUUAUUCACCCGGAUCACACUCACCUGACAGUCCCUCCUCUUUUUGGUCAACGCCACUUAAUACUGUGCUCCUAUUGGUCAUCAGCAAACACUGUGCUCCUAUUGGUCAGGUUGUUAAAUAAUAAAAUUCUGACCUGCUUGUCUUUCUGCCCUGAACCUUGAGCCUAUAAGGUUGUCUUGCACUAUGAAACCAAGCUCCGCUUCAGUUUCGGCCCCGCGUCGAUUUAAGCUCCUGAACGCCACACAGCUGUCUGGAAUAAUUCAAGCCAUUUUUAAAAACUGAUGAUGUUCAGAUGUUACACAGCUGGUGGUGUUUAGAUGAAAUGAUUCCAGUUAAACUUCUGCCUGUUUUUUAGGAUGAAUGUAUUGAAACAAAUAGUUUUGGUAUCAGAAAGUUUCAAACGAUACGCAGCUCUAGUUACAGUGCUGAUUAACAAAUAUCAAACAGCUGGAAAUAUUUAUUGGAUUCAUUUGUUUGUUCUUGUUUAUGUGGUUUUUUUUUUACUUCCCAUUGUCUUUUUUGUCUCCUUUGAAAACUUUCUGUGCUGCAUCGAAACCAAACAUUGAACCUUCAGGUAUUUUACAUUUAUUCAUUUAGCUGACGCUUUUAUCCAAAGCAACAAUUACAGCUGCUGUACAUGUCAGAGGUCACACACCUCUGGAGCAACGAGGGGUUAAGUGUCUUGCUCAGGGACACAUUUGUGUCUCACAGUGGAUUUGAACCCGGGUCUGUCACACCAAAGGCAUGUAUCUUAUCCACUGCCCCAUCACCACUCCACUUUAGAAAUAUUUAAUGCAACGACAAUGAACAUUUAACGAGAAAUGCCAAAAAAAGAUUCGAUGUCUUCAGCUGCUUUCCCUUUAAAUAAUAGUUCAUUUCAUAUGUUUGUGUUUUACCAAAGGGAGAAAAUAACCUGCACUGAAAGCCAGUGUUUUGAAAUGUCUCAACGCUUCGACUCUGAACUAAACAGAAACCAUCUGGUUCAGAUCUGCGCUGCUGUAAACAAUCUGUUUGUGUUUACAGUCUGAAACAAACAGUCACACAGCUGUUACACUGAGUCCUGAUAAGGAAGUUCAUGUCAACGGUUUUUAUUUUUAGGGAUCUGUUUCAAAAUGUUUGUUCAUGUUAAAAAUGAUGAUGAUGUAUUAUCCAGUUUAAGAAAAAAUCUCAUAUAUCUGAAUGGAGUUUGGUUAAAAGCAGUGAGGACGCUCCCGGAUCUGGUUUAAAUUUAGGACAAUAAGGCGGACAUUUGGUUCUUCUGCUUUGUGAAGUUUAGUUUUUCAUUUCCUGUUGUGAAACAUCUUUUAAAAAGUGCCAACACCCCUAAAACAAACAAACCUCUUCAAAUAUCGACCAAAAACAUCCAGUUUUGGUCAAUUGUUUUAGUAAAAAAUUGUUUCCGUUUCAGAGUGUCUCACUGGGAAUUGAACUCCAAACCCUGAUAGUGUUAGUGCCUUGUUCAAAACCUACUGAGUCUACUGAUGUGUAAUAAACAUAAAUUAGUAUUUAAACCUGUGAUGGUGGUAAGUUUGUGUUUAAAUCGUCUUUCUAUGGAAGUCAAUUUCUGCCAAAUACAGUCCAUUUUAAUUGUACUAAUGAUUGGUGCAUUAAUUGAUUAGUAGAUCGACAGAUAAUUAACUAUUUUCUAAUUGAUUAAUUAUUUAAGUCAUUUUUCAAACAAAAAACAAACCAAACUUCAGUUAAAAACUGAGGUAUUUAAAGAAAUUAACUUGUUUCACUGGGAACACUCAGGUUUGCUUAUUUUAAUCAAACCUGAAGGUCAGUUGUUGUUUUUUUUUUUAUAUAAAGCCAGACUGUUCUUCAUAUCUUCAUAUUUUUUCACCGACAGUUGGAACGACGCGUGCCUUCUCUUCCUCUGUGGUAUUCAAAUGCACAACAACAGUCAGUAUUUUAAUCUUGUGUAUUAAAGAAUCCUGUUCGCUGUGAGGUUACGUGCAGUUGAUCAAUUGUUUAACAUGUUGUGAGUAUUAAUUAGUUUAAAGGUGUUUAUGUGUUGGUUUUAUGUUGUUAAUGUUGAGGUGUUUACUUGUUUCAAAAUAAAAUGUUUUACUGAUUGUU